Messenger RNA from Aplysia californica (California sea hare), 6612 nucleotides. RefSeq names its product NADPH oxidase activator. Gene Ontology annotation, molecular function: superoxide-generating NADPH oxidase activator activity; protein binding. The record is from RefSeq and is a predicted model, not a curated record. NCBI's taxonomy places the organism in Eukaryota, Metazoa, Mollusca, Gastropoda, Aplysiida, Aplysiidae. The transcript is spliced from 8 exons. Gene Ontology annotation, biological process: superoxide anion generation. The coding region runs from base 517 to 1989 and encodes 490 amino acids.
CAGGCCAAGGAAAAUAGUUGCAAGUAAGGGGACAUUACUCUAUAUUUGUUUUGCUUUGCUAGUUACACACAAGUUAAAAGUCCGUCGUCAUUGAUUAAUUGAACGAAACAAUUAAUUGAAGUAAAAUUUCGCAUUCAUCCGGAAACUCUGGGUGAUCAAAUUGGAUAGAGAGACAAUGUGAUAAAGGCUAGAAUGUUGAUACAUGAUGUAAACGAAGACCCCUUUUAUACUCUUGUGAAGUAUCUUCAUAAAUACGUCGGUUUGUUGAUGGUAAAACAGAAUAAUGGUUACAAACAUCCUGUCACACAGAGACAGAGAGAUUUGACUCACUCGUCACUCAGUGCCUGCCAUUCCCUUCAACUUCAAGCCAAGCGAUGACGCCCACUCUGCCGUCGUAAGGGCAAACGACGAAUGGUCCUGCGCAGGUCUUGAGGCUCAGGUCAAGAAUGAUGACAAUGUAUCUCAGCAGUGACACAAAACUUCCAUUCAUCUGAAAGCAACAUCUUGUUUGCUGUGAUGGCGCUGAGAGACACUGUCGGCAAGUGGCAUGCAGCCAUGUGUCUCUUCCAGGCUGGUCAAGUAACGGCUGCUAUCCGCAAGCUCCUAGAGGUCAACAAUGCGUCUGCCAAAGUACUCCACAAUAUCGGAUGUUUGCACUUGUCUGAAGGCCGGAAUGAAGAGGCAAUUAAAUUAUUUUCUACGGCUGUGGACAAAGACAAAUAUCUUGCUGCUGCUUAUUACCAAAGGGCUGUUUCCUACUUACAGCUACAGAGACAUGACAGAGCAGAGCUGGAUUUCCUCACUGCCAAAUCCAUGACGCCCGCAGACGGCAUCGACUAUCGACAGCUUGGGGCAAGUGUUCUCUUGACUGUAGAGCAUAUAGAUGACUGUGUAGCAGCGGUUCGAAGGUCUUUCUCUUGUCAGGCUCCAGCAAUUUUGGAGACCGUGCCGAUUGAGGACUGCCUCUUCUACCCUCCGAAGAACAUGGUGGACAAUCUUGUCAAGCAUGAUUUUCUGGGAAGGGCAAAGGUGAUAUCAUCUGUACAAGAGAAAGAUAUUGAGUACGCAGUUGAACAGAAAGAAAAAGAUGUUCUAGUGCCGGCAAAUGUACGAGCUGGACACUCAGUGUCUCUGCCAGGAUCUCCAAAGGCACUUCAUGGGCAACCACUCCGUGGUCAGUCUGGAGAGAACAUCCGACUCCCCCCUCGCCCAUCACGACCACCACCAAGAUUACAGCAUGGGUCGCCUAGUCCUGGGUUGAGGAAGAGCAAAAGUGUGGAAAAUGUUCUUGACUUUGAUACAGAGCAUGUUUAUGAAGAUGUGGAUUCUGACUCUGCCCCAACGCCUGUGUCCGACGUAUUGCGGGGGAGGUCUGCACGUGAUAGUCCCAGCUUUCCUGGAAUGAGGAAAACAGGAAGUGGUGUACAGCCGAAUGGCUCAGCAGCAAGUGGUUUAUCUACAACUGGUAAACCUUCAGAAGUGAGAGCACAGUCUCAAGGUUUCCAAGUGGGUCGUCAGAGUCAUUUAUCUAAACCCCCAAAGGGAAGAAUGGAUGAUAUGCUGCUAAAUCCUGCUAAUGUACGUUUGUGUAUGCCACAGGUUCAGACCCAACAGAACCGUUCACUUCAUUCCCAAAGUGUCCAGGGCUCUUAUGAAAAGAGAAAAGCUGAUCUCACCAGCACAUCCUCUAAUGACUCGCACAGCCGAGCUGUUCCGUCCGUCCUGUCUAGAGUCCACCCUAGUUUGUUGAUGGCAGGGAGUCUGGUACAAAACGAUGCUGCUGAAAGAUCCAGAAAACCAAGCCCAGAGCAGGGUAGUCAGAACAAAUAUCCUGGUGUUUCGAGUACAGUUUCCCCUCCAUACUCUGCUGCACAACCUAUCACAACUUUGAAGUCAACACAGAGCUCUGUGUCACCCACACAAGGGUCAAAUACCACACAGAAAUCUCCUAAACCACCCAGACCUCCUCCUCCAAGAUUUAAAAAAUGAAUACAAAUCUGAAAAUGCUUAAUGUAGUCAUGACUUUGCUAAUGUUAUGGGAUGUUGUACUAUUUAUUUGAAAGAUAAUUUAUUUUAAAAUCAUUUAUAAUUUUACAGACUGUGCUUUCUUGUCAUGUUAUGCUCAAAGGGAAAGUGAAAGUGUUAUGAUAAGGUUUCAGCUGUGGGUGAGUGACUUGAACCUUUAUUUUAUGACUGUGAGAUUGUACACUGGCCACAAAUGAUUUCAGUCCCUGUGUAAUUUGUCUGCUCUUGCCACAAUAAUAAGGUGGAUUCGGAAUGCGAUGUUGUGCUAGAAAUUAUGCUUAUGGAUGGUUUUGGACUUGAAGGAUGAUGAUGCAAACCCCAUGGUCUGCCUGACAGUCUACCAUAACAUUGUUUUCUGCCAUAAGACCUGCGUACGGUAAUUUUAUAAACUUAUAUACCACCGCUCCCACACCGUGAUGCAUUCAUUUUUUAAAAUUAAGGGUGCCAGUCACCGCCCCCCGCCGCCCUUGAACAAUCUACAAUCUACUUCCUCAAAAACAUUUUUACAAUUGUCAAUCAGCCAGUGAUAGUCCCAAGUCUGUAUAACACACAAACGGAAAAUGUUUAGUAUUGCGGAUCGCAGUAGACUAGUAGUCCUUCAAGUGAAACGGUUGUCAGACUAGUCUGGUGGUAGACAGAUGGGCAUCAAAUGGGCACCAAUGGAUGAAAACGGCAAUGGUUACAGGUGCUAUGAUAGUGCAAUACUGUGAGUGACAAUCAUCUAUUAAAUCUAUGCCAUCUCAGCACAGCCUCACCCGUUACCUCUGACAUUUUUUGUCCUUUUCCCAAGAAGACAAGGUGCGCAUUCCUACCUUCCAAGGACCAAAGGGGUGUUGAAAAAAAAAACAACUGAUGCUGGUGAGGACCAAACUUCAAAUCAUCAGGUUGAAAGGCGAACAUUAUGCCUCUUUAGCUACUGAGCCCCCUUGGGACCUUUCUUCAUUGGUUAUUUUGUGCGAAAGAUGAAAGUCUGAUCCUGGGAUUAGAACUUUGAAAUUUUGGAAUCAUGUCAUAAUGUAUGCUAGUAUAUAUGUGUGUGGUCAGAUUUAGAAUUGGGGGGGGGGGGGGGGGGGGUGGAUGGAGGGGGGGUUGUAUGCUAAGUGAGACAGAGGAGGAGAAUUAUCUUUGUGGGAUAGGGUUUGUAUCUCAGCUAUCAGAGAAAUAAUGUGUGCUACAUACCUGUUCUACUGCACAGUGAAAAGCAGAGACUCAAAUAGUUUGAUCUUGUAACUCGCAUGCCUAUCAACCAACCUGCUCUAAAAGUGUACAGAGUGAGAGUAAUACUCUGGAAAAGAUGGAUUGACUUGAGGAAGUAACGGACACCUUAAAAUUAAAAGCUCACAAUUUCCUGCUUCAAGAAGCUUUCUAUUUUGCCAAGACCCAGCGCCUUUACAUUCCUGAGUCGCCUCAUGGUACAAAUAGCAGAUUAGUUAAAGUACAAGUUUUUGUAAUUUUGUGGGAUUAGUAGAAAUAGUCAAGCUGUAUCAGACUAGAAAACCUCCCAUGGGAGGAUUUCUGUGCUAAUACUCAUGGAUAUAGUCAUGAUGAUGUCUACUAUUUAAAUGCUUGCCUUUAGUCUUGAAAUCAUGAUUGUUUUGAUCUUUGAAGAUUAUGCUUAUUCUUUCUCUUUUUACAUUCUGCAAGUAAUGGAAGUGUAACAGUUUACUGUUUUUACGAUCACGUUUUUAUGUUAAUGCUGUUGUAUUUGUAUGAUACAUUUUUUUUGCAGUGUUUCCUUGUUGCUGACAAUUGUUACCUGAAUCAUUCCUGAAUCAUUCCACAUGUUUCGCUCAUUCCUCCAUCAGAGUUUACUGUUGAGCAGGAAUUUGCACUAUACAAAUGCUAUUACUAUUUAUUAUUAUUGUCAUUAUCAUUACCUCAUGACUUAUUUAUAUAUACAUUUAUAAGAGUGUCCUGGUGUGGCUAAAGAGAAAGAAAAGAAACCAAGCAUUAAGAACUGUAAAAUAUUGGAAUAAAGCAUUAGUCAAACCAUCAAACGGUGUAUGUGCCUUUUGUGAUAUUGUUGUGUAACAUCUUCAGUACAGACCUGUGAUACUCAUCACGGUUUAGACUGUCCUGUACAUGAUUUGUGUUUUGUGAUAUUCUUUUCUGUAUCUGAAAUGUAAAUCAUAUGCAUGCUUCUACUUCGGUCUUUUUUAUUUUGGUAGGUGAUUUAGACCCCCAUCAACAGAAUUUAGAUCAUUCAGGAGGCGGGCUUCAACCCUGCCUUUCAGGGCCAACCCGGGCUGAGAGGGAUACAAUUAUCCAGUAGAAAGAUCGAGAUACUUGAUAAAAAUUCUCCCCAACGGUGAAGCAAAGUCAGGUCCUCAGUAUGAGAAGACAAAGUGCCUUACCAUUACACCACAGACUGCGGUUGCUUCAUUCUAAUUGUGUAUGUUGGUAUUAAAGGUAUGAUAGAGUGAUAAAGUGCAAUUUAUGAUGACAUUAGCUAUUACUGUAUUCCUGUAUCUUUUUUGAUUGAGUAUAAAUGUAAGUGUGCUGUAUUAUGAUGUAACAGUGACCUUUCUUGCCGUACUGCUUUACAGGAAACAGUCAUUUUAUCAAGUAGUUUAAGUUUGUAACUUCUUUUUAGCAUUAUUUCCUGUUUACCCAAAUGAAAUGGUUGCCAUUUUUUUCCCUCUCUGUACCGGUAUAUUUUAGUUUCACGUUUAGUUAAGAUAAGAUAAGAUAAAUUUUUAUUGUCCAGAUGCUGGCUCAUUGGUUUGGUGUUUCACCACACAGACAUACACAUACAUGCAUGCAUAUGGGCGUUUUAGUGUACACGCCUAUACACACAUACUCUCUUACUCUUACUUAUCCUCUCUGCCAUACACUCGUGCACUCACACACACUUAAUAAUAUUAUAAUAUACCGUACCUGCACUCAUAAACAGACCCACAACGAUGCUUAAUAUAAAAUAAAGAGAUGUUGGUCGGCAGGUGGCUGUUAGAGCUUGUAUCUGAUGUGGUGGAGGGGAAAGAGGGGGGUGGGGGGCGAGCAGGCACAAGCAUUUCAGGCUUGGAAAGUCGGCAGAGGUACAGGUGUAUCGCAAUCAUUGUCACCCUUUCCUUCGGGUUACAGGACAAUGAAAGGCUAGUUAGAUGUAGAUAUGUAAAUGUACAUAAUGAAUUGCUCUCUGGUCGGUGGAAACAGACGUUGCUGUAUGCUGUGCCAUACAUUGUGACGCUCAUGUUCCCAUUUUUUUGCUUUUAAUUAUAACGAACACUAAGAUUCAACUAAAGUGAAAGUCAAGCCCAACGACUUCGUUAUUUAUAGAUCCAAGUAUCGCUGCAUUAAAAUAUGAUUGAGAUAGUAAGCGUUUAAUUAGUGAUGGUAAAAUUGAACUUCUGUAUCAUUCUUUGUUACAAAUCAAAUGCAUAGGUCAUUUACUUCUUACUGGUAUUUUGAUUUGAUGGAUGGUGGUUCUCCAAAAAGAUGAAAUUAUUUUUCCCAGUGCAAGCGAUAUUGCAUCAUUCAUCAGGGUAAAGGAAUGGAGUUGUUGAAAUAUCUUGUGCUUUUUGUAUUAAUCGAUUCAGUUUUACUUUAUCUUAAUGUCUUGUGUUUCCGGCCAAUGCUGUCCUACAGAAGUUAAUCAUAUCAACUAUGGUUGAAUUUAAAUAGAAUGUGGACUGCAGAAGGUUGAGACUUUUAAUAAGCAGGUGCUGUAUGCUUUGUUAUUCUACAAAUAAAAUGUAUCAUCACUAUGUAUGCUCUUCCUUUUAGGAGGCCAAUUUUGUUAGAACAUCCCUCUGUUAUUUUCAUUUUAUUUUGGAAUGGAAUUUGAGAUAUUCUUGAUUUCAAUUUUCAAGCUAGUUGUGUAGGGCCUACAUAUCUCAACAGAUUUCAAUUGUGUAGCUUCCUUAAGGUUGUCAUGAGUAGGUAUGUACUUGUCUUUCUUGCUGUAGUCAAAUUUUGACACUCUUUUUUUAUGACAUUAAUGUAGAAAAACUUAGUUUUACUUUGAAAUAUCCUGAAGGAUUUUUUUUUUUUAGCGUUUUUUUGGGGGUGAUCAGAAACAGUUCUUGAGCAUUGCAUUGCAAUUCUUUGAAAACAUGGACCCUACGCUUGAUCCAAGUUACAUUUCACAUUUCCUUUGAAAUACAUUUUUGAAAAAGCAUUUUUUAUUUCUUGAGGAAAACACAUAGGGAUUCUUUUUAAAAAAACUAUUUUUAGUUUGUUUCUUUCCUCCACUACUUACACUCUUGUUUUGCUAUUUUCCUGUUUCCUCGAUGUGAUCACAUCUAUGGGUACACUGACGAAUGCCAAGCACCUUUUUCUUAUUCACAGCAGUUUCGAGAUAAAAAGGCAUCAUAACCAUGUAAAAAAGGAGUUCUUCCUAAAUUAGAAUUCUAAUUUAUUUUGAAAAUAGUCACAAUUUCACUUUGAUUUUUUCACACAAAUAGGAUAACUGAUCAGGCCAUCAAUGUAGCAAAUAAAAAAAUUUGGCUCCAAAAAUGAAAAAAGGCAUUUUUCAGCUUACAGCAAAUCUGUUUGGGAUCUUUUUAGAUUGUCUGACAAUAAAACUUAAUAAAUUAUUUGGUCAAAACUGUAAGUUUUUGCCUUUUCAAUAAAUCUGUGUGCAUUUAA